UUCUCUUGGUGGGUGUUGGAAUUGGAGGUAUCAAAAUGCCUUAAAUAGAAGGAAGAUGGGGGGGAGAGAAUCAGAGAGAGAGAGAGGUUGAACGGUUUUUUCUGAAUAUGGUAAUUUUAGUACUACAGUAUUUGUGUGGUUCAGAGAGACUCGGUCUUCAUUUACUAUUUUUAACUUCCUUCUCUUAGAGGAGAUUAAACAAAAAGGGUCAAAUAAUGACUGGGUUCGGCUAAUAGACAACCAGGUUUUUUGUUUCAAAUUUGCCACUACCUCCAAAUUUGGCGGCACUCUUCGUCUCUUCCCUCAAUGGCUUCAACUUUCAACCCAUCAAAUAACUCUCUCUCUUCUCCAAACCCUCCAAAACCCCAUACCCACUCUCUGCAAAACCCUCCCAAUUCUCUCUCUCAUCUCCACUCCCCCCAAACCCCACUCAAUACCCUAACCCUAGACCGUAAGCUCGUCAUCAAUGGCGGUUCCAAACUCUCCGGUCACGUCCCCAUUAGCGGCUCCAAGAACUCUGCUUUACCGAUACUCGCAGCGACCCUUUGCUGCUCAGGCACUUCCAAGCUUCGGAAUGUGCCGAAUCUUUCUGAUACUCGAACCAUGGUGUCGGUUUUGGACUCUAUGGGGGCUGAAAUUAACGAAUUUGGUGGUGAAAUGUUGGUUAAUGCAGAUGGGGUUCGGUGUGUGGAGCCUUGUUCGGAUGAAAUUGGGAAGAUUAGAGGUGGGUUUUUCGUUAUUGGGCCGUUGCUAGCUCGGUUCGGUGAGGCGGUGGUGGCGUUACCUGGUGGGUGUGAUAUUGGGGCUCGCCCAAUUGAUCUGUACAUUCGUGGGCUUCGUGCUCUCGGUGCCAUUGUCGAAUUCAGGGAUGGAAAAGUUUAUGCACGUGCUGCAAAUGGAAAAGGGUUGGUGGGGGGAAGGUUCCGACUUGACUUUCCUAGUGUUGGGGCAACUGAAACUCUUAUGAUGGCAGCAUGUAUGGCUGAUGGAGUGACUGUACUUUCAAAUGUAGCUCAAGAACCAGAGGUGGUUGAUCUUGCUCGUUUUCUUAUGGACAGUGGAGCAUGUGUGAAAGGAGCAGGCACUAGUAAAGUUUUUAUCAAAGGAAGGAGUCAGUUGCAUGGUUCAGAACAUACCAUAAUACCAGAUAGAAUUGAAGCAGGCACCUUUUUACUUGCUGCUGCAAUUACCCGCUCGUGCAUCUCAAUUUCACCUGUCAUUCCUUGCCAUUUAUCAUGUUUAAUUGACAAGCUUUUGGGUGCUGGUUGCAAAAUUUUAAAUCGUACUCAUGACAGCUUGGAGUUUUCAGCAGUUUCUGUAGAUGAUCUGUGUGCUUUCAAUGUCAAAACAAGCCCGUUUCCUGGGUUUCCUACAGACCUCCAACCUCAAACAAUGGCACUGCUCACUUCUUGCAAUGGUUUAAGUAUUGUGGAGGAAUCUGUAUUUGAAAACCGCAUGGGUCAUGCAAAAGAACUGCAGAAGCUUGGACCAAGAAUUCAGGUUUUCGGGAGCACUGCAUUGGUUUUCGGAAAAGAGAAAGGAAGUGCACUUCAUGGUUCUCGAGUUGGUGCAACUGAUUUAAGAGGUGGGAUGUCACUGGUUUUGGCGGGGUUAGCUGCAGAAGGAAUUACAGAAGUCAGUGGGAUUUGUCAUAUUGAUCGAGGUUAUGAGAAUAUAGAGAUGAAGCUUCAGCUUCUAGGAGCAGAUGUUAAACGUUUAGUUCCUGUUGCAAAGCCACUGUAACAAGUAUGUUUUCAACUUGCUUCUUGAAAAUCAGUUGAGUUUAUUGCUACAACAUUGUGCUUCCGUAGCUUAUUUUCACCCAUUACUUGCUAACCUGCUAACACUUGCUACUUGCGUAUCUUAAGAAAUUGUUUGAGUGAGGCAUCUUUAAAAUUUUGGCAAGAUUUUGAGUUACAAUUUUUUGAGGAUUGAGUAUAUUCAUAUAUGGCACAAUUGACUUGGGAAGUGGAAUCCAUCAGAUACCCUUCUGGACAAGGCAUCUAGCAUUGCUUUGUAAUCUUAAUAUGCUGUUGAAUAAAUCUAUUGAAACUGCUGGUGUAAUAUUAGAUGAAUUUAAUUUGGUACUUAUGGCCAUUUUUGUUUAUUUAAUUUACUAAUACCCAAAAUCUCAGUUUUAUUACACACCAUUUCAUGUUCUGUAAUUAAGGUAUUCUACUGAAAUUAUAUCAUUAGCAGAGUAAUUUUUUGAUUUAAUGCUCCUACCAUUUAUUGCCAAAAGCUUUUCUUUACCUCAUGUCCUCUCAUUCCUUAUGUUUGGCAUUAUUAUCUCUAUCAACGGGCAGAGAAAUUACUGCUGGUCUUGUAGUCCAGGUGGUUUAUGGUCGGUCUCAAGGCACCAUUCUGUGACUGAAUAACUCGGUCUGUGGAACUGUUGAACCAUUUGAGAUGGCUAGAUGCAUGGGGCAUAGGGAUAGUACCCCUUGUGAUAAUUUUAAUAGUCUCAUCACUCAUGUCUCAGAUUCUCAAUUGGAACCUGAACCCACUGAGAUCAUUUUCAACUUUUAUAGAAUCCAUAGAAGCUUGGUCAUGCAUGGAUAAUAAAUAAUAGUAUUAUAUAUCUAUACUAAACAUAUAUAUGUACUACUAAAGAAAAUUCUGACAAAAAGUACUCGUUUUUAACUAAAAAACGUUUCAUAUGUUGUACAUGUAAUAUAACGUUUUCUAUACUAUACGUGAUGGAAAAAAAGUCUUGUAAAAAUCUGUAGAAUGUUUAUUCUGUCACCUUUCAAAUCCGCAAAUUAUUAAUUUUCAUUGUGUAACACCUUAAACUGAUCGAAGGCAGUCGCCACUCACUCUCAAGAUUGAUAGCCUGGCAUCUUUUGACAUUUUUACCCUAGCGUAUAGGUAACCUUUUGUGGUUAGUUUAUACAAAUAGGUGAUCAACAUAUUCUGUGAAAACUAUAUGUUGAUACUUGAGAUAAGAAAUAUGUUUUUGAAACAAACAAAA
Molecule: messenger RNA, 2971 nt
Organism: Cornus florida
Lineage: Eukaryota; Viridiplantae; Streptophyta; Magnoliopsida; Cornales; Cornaceae
Exons: 6
Coding region: 307-1743 (478 amino acids)
Biological process (GO): UDP-N-acetylgalactosamine biosynthetic process
Molecular function (GO): UDP-N-acetylglucosamine 1-carboxyvinyltransferase activity
Source: RefSeq, a predicted model, not a curated record